Messenger RNA from Platichthys flesus (European flounder), 1812 nucleotides. It is a transcript of the gene vhl, whose product is annotated as von Hippel-Lindau tumor suppressor. Lineage: Eukaryota; Metazoa; Chordata; Actinopteri; Pleuronectiformes; Pleuronectidae. Bases 270 to 773 code for a protein of 167 amino acids. The transcript is spliced from 3 exons. The record is from RefSeq and is a predicted model, not a curated record.
UCCAACCGGAAGAGAGAAUGUAAACAAGAUAGUUGAGGAGAAGUAGAGACUUUUGCUGCGGGGCUAUCAUGAAUACAUCACCGUUUACUGGUUUUAUAAACGAUCUAAUGCCCUCGGACUGACUUUGUUUUACGCUUCUGAUAAAUUGUUCAACUUCCGCGAUCGAUCACAGUCUUCGUUUAUGCAUAUCUCGUUAGCUAGCUGCUAGCCAACGUUAGCUUCAGUGCUAAUCUCGCUGCGCUCACGGUUCAGCGGUAAAGUAGCCACUGAUGCCUGAGGAGGGGGAUCACACUGUGCCCCUGGUUCGAUCCCUGAACACACGGAUACAGAUCAGCGCCGUGUUCUGCAACCGCACGGCCCGUGUGGUCCGACCGCUGUGGAUAGAUUACCAAGGCCACGCUCAGAGCUACGAUGAUUUACAGCCCGGGACUGGACGGAGAAUGUCCACGUUUGUUGGUCACCCGUGGAUGUUCAGAGAUGCAGAGACAGGUGAUCCACUGAGGGUGAACAGCAAAGAGCUGUUCCUUCCUAAACCAGCAGAGGGGGGAGAUGCUACAUUUGCUAACAUCACUCUACCAGUUUACAGCCUCAAGGAUUGUGCUGUUCAGGCGAUUCGGCGUCUCGUGCGACCAGAAGACUACAGGAGGUUGGAGAUAGCGCGGUGUCUCCAUGAAGAACUGGAAGAUCGACCCAGUGUGCUGAAAGACCUGCACCGCAUGAACCAGCGAGUAGAGCAGCAUCUACUGGAGAGGAUCCAAGGCCAGGAGGAAUGAGACAUGAAACUGGACGGACAUUUUUUACUUUUGGGCAGCAAAUCCAUAUUAAACAUGAUCGGAAAGGCAAAAUUGAAAAAUGAGAUAAAAUGGAUAUAUUUUCUUUAAAUUAGACUUUGUUUGAUCUGCUGCCUAUUUGUCAUCUUCACUCAGUGGCUUUAGCAAAUGUCUUCCUCAGCAGCAAUAAACUAUAAGUAGCUUUUUCCCCUCAGUAAGUGGAGCUUGUAUAUAAAGUGACGACAGCGUCCUCUGUGGGAGAGCACUGUUUGUUCUCCAAUAUGUUGUCUUAAGGAUUUCAAUGUUCAUUUAUAAAUGGCCACUAUAGAAAUGGGGAAUUUCUUGCCAUCUGUUUGUGUUCUGCUCUACUUUAUAUUGCCAUAUACUUGCAUAUUGUGUUACGUUAACUCCUUAAACAAAAAUCCUAUUUAAUUGACAAGAAUAUUUUUUCAUGGAAUCAAUCAAAUUGAGAUGAGUCUUUGUUAAACAUUUAGGGAGAAUAGAAAUUAUGUUGUGAAACUCCCCCUUCAGUCCACCCACACAGAUGUUUUCAAGAUUAUGCGAGUGUGGACCACAUGUUUGACCAAGAGCUCCACUCUCCUGUUAGUACUGUACUUCACUGACCCCAUUCGUAUUGGCUCUUAAAGGUUUGUACAUCUAAAUCCCCCCCAUUUUGUGGUCUAGAGUAUUUCAAAUGUGCAGAGGCUGUAAUAUUAUUACAGGAGAUGACUGGUUACCAGCUAACUUCAAAACUCCCCUUAGAAAACACACUAUUACGUUAUCUGAGCUGUAAAAAGAAAAAAUCCCGAGCCUUUACACUUUAAAUGAUUGGGGCGAGUCUCUUCUACAAUGUUGUACUGCAGCUCAUUUCCUAUGGAAAAAAAAUGUGAUAGAUUGUCUUCAAAUUUUAAAGAUUUCGCUGUGAAACACUCGGCGAGGGGCUUAUAUUUUAGAUUUGUCUACUUUGUGUUCCUUUUCCUCUAUUGUUCUUCUAUGGAGACAUUGUUUAUUUAUGUAUAAAGGAAAUAUAUACUGGUGGGCA